This is a messenger RNA of Juglans microcarpa x Juglans regia, 2036 nucleotides long. RefSeq names its product probable E3 ubiquitin-protein ligase WAVH2. Bases 228 to 1814 code for a protein of 528 amino acids. The transcript has 4 exons. The record is from RefSeq and is a predicted model, not a curated record. Lineage: Eukaryota; Viridiplantae; Streptophyta; Magnoliopsida; Fagales; Juglandaceae.
UACACAAGCUGUGUGAGUACAUAUAUAUUGGUGGGGGAGCAUUUGUAUGUUAUAAGAGGAAUAAUAAACACAAAAGAAACGGCAGCAACAGCAGCGAGAACUGGGAGCCUCGGACAAGUUUCAGACUUUGCAGAGAGCUUUGUCUGCCCCAGCCCGCCUCGGCUCUUGGAAAUUCUAGAGGCCGUAGCGACUACUAAGCUGCUGAAGAAGAAGAAGAAGAAGAUAUAAUGGGAAGAGGAGGAGGAGGAGCUGGAGGAGCAGGGGCAACAGCAAAACUGAGAAAAGCAGCCCGGAAGGUGGUGGUAGCAGCAGCAUAUGCAUGUGGCUCCUUCUCCAGGACUAAAGCUCUUGGAGACCUCCAUAGCACUCGCACUGCUCAAAAUAUCUCGGGUUCUUUAUCUGUGUCUAGCACAAGGGCAAAGAACAGUCAAGGAGAAGAUGUUGCAGAAGAAUCAGAAUUGUCCACCAACAAUGCCCCAACUUCUAAGAAUAUGUGUGCAAUAUGCCUGGAUCCUUUGAGUUACAGCAACAGGGGAAGUAGCCCAGGCCAGGCAAUUUUCACUGCCCAAUGCUCUCAUGCUUUCCACUUCACUUGCAUCUCCUCCAAUAUACGCCAUGGUAGUGUUACCUGCCCCAUUUGCCGUGCCCAUUGGACCCAACUACCCCGUAGUCUGAUCCCUCCUUGUGCUUCACUCUCUUCUUGCAACCAAAAUGAUCCCAUACUUCAACUCCUUGAUGACUCCAUUGCUACUUUCCGUGUCCACAGGCGGUCCUUCCUGCGCUCUGCCCGCUAUGACGAUGAUGAUCCAAUUGAGCCUGAUCACUUUCCUACUCGUCCCCGUCUUUGUCUCUCAUUAGUGCCCCUACCACCCAGUGCACCAUUUCAUUCACCUAUACAAAUGACCAGCCGCACCCCCUGCAGUUCCUCAUCAUUACUACAAUCACCAACUAGGCAAACACCUUGUAUCAGGUGCACCUCCUCAAAUAAAGCUUUUCUUUCAGUAAAAUUGUCACAUCAACAAGCAACUGACUUGGUCUUGGUUGCAAGCCCAAAUGGACCACACCUAAGGCUCCUUAAGCAAUCCCUGGCAAUGGUGGUUUUCUCCCUUCGACCCAUUGAUCGUCUAGCCAUUGUUACUCACUCAUCAGCUGCGGCACGAGUCUUCCCCCUCAGACGCAUGACAUCCUAUGGGAAGCGAGCUGCCUUACAAGUCAUUGAUCGCCUUUUCUAUAUGGAGCAAGCAGAUCCUUUUGAAGGCCUUAAAAAGGGGAUUAAGGUACUUGAAGAUCGUGUCCACAAAAAUCCAGAGUCUUGUAUCCUACAUCUAUCUGAUAGUCCAACACAAUCUUACCAUGCUGUCGAUAUGGAAAUGCUUGUUCCAAUCCAUAGGUUCCAUGUUGGGUUCGGGUUUGGCACUUCAAAUGGAUUUGUCAUGCAUGAAUUUGAACAGUUCUUAUCAAGAAUGCUGGGAGGCGUCAUUAGAGAUGUCCAGCUGAGGAUUGAAGAGGAUGUUGGAAGCUGCAGAAUCGUAAGGAUUGGAGAGCUAAAAGGCAGUGACGAAAAGAGGAUCUCAUUAGACUUGGGAGAGUACGGGCACAUUCGUGUUGGAUAUAGCUAUGUUGAAGGUGAGGUUGAUGAAUGCAUUAGAACAGGGGAAACUAUAGUGAGUAUAGGGGAUAAAAGCACUCCUACAGGAACCGCAGGGAGGGAUGUGAUCACUGGUGGGAGGACUAGUAGUGUUGAAAGUUGGGAUUACCAUGAUCCUUACAUGGCUAGAAGAUGGGCGAAGCAUUUACAUGGCUACAGGCUUUGAAUCAAUCCAAAUUACCCAACAAAGAUUUCAUGUUUAUAUCCAUACAAACCAACCACCAUUUAGAAAGAUGAUUUCAACCAUCCAGGCUGGUUAGUUGACUGGGCUUCUAAGCUCAAACACCACCGAAAAAAUAUGUGAAAUAUACUUUUACUCACCCUUGUAAUUAUAAUGAUGGAUUUAAAUUUAUUGAAACAUACUUGGUGCUGUCCUACACUUUUACCA